Messenger RNA from Linum tenue, 261 nucleotides. The record is from the annotation of a GenBank genome assembly. NCBI's taxonomy places the organism in Eukaryota, Viridiplantae, Streptophyta, Magnoliopsida, Malpighiales, Linaceae.
AUUGCUUUCAUUGGAUCUUCUUGGCCCAAACUAAUCCGUUGAAUCCAAUUCCACCUGCAUGUUUUCUGCUCUUUUAGUUUGGCUCGAGCGAAGAUGAAUUUAAAAUAUGAGGUCCUAGAAUGUAAAUUGGAUGCUCAUGAGUGGAUUUCGAGACAAGCUGGAGACUAUGAGAUAAAGUUAGCAUCACCAGGCAGAUUACCAGGCCUUGGAUCGUGAUUACCCAGACGUGUAUCUUGAAGAGGAGCUCGAGUAUAAUUACAG